Molecule: messenger RNA, 657 nt
Organism: Dictyostelium discoideum AX4
Lineage: Eukaryota; Evosea; Eumycetozoa; Dictyosteliales; Dictyosteliaceae
Exons: 3
Coding region: 1-657 (218 amino acids)
Source: RefSeq, a predicted model, not a curated record
AUGGAAGAUAAAUUUUAUAAGACGAACGAAGAUAAAUUUUCAUGGAUUGUUGGACUCAAGGUUAGAAUUAAGACAACAUCUGACGAACAAUUUGAAGGUGAAGUUUUCAAUUAUGAUCCAGUUACUACUUGUAUUAUAAUCUUGAGUGAUGAAUCAACACCAGCAGUUGUAACACAAAAGAGAACAGUUAGAAUUAUAUUGGAAUCAUCGAUUAAAGAAAUUAAAUGUUUAUCAUUACCAACCAAUACCAACUCCAACACCACUACUACCACAACACCAACUGUUACAUCACCAUCAACUACAAACAAACAAAAUAAUCACAAUAAUCAUCACCAUCAAAAUAAUAUAAACAACGAUUUAUCACUACCAUCUUUAAAUGUACAAUUAAUUAUUAAAAAACAAGAUGAAGUCAUUAAAAAAGCUGCUCAAAAAGCAAUGAAAAUUGGUGUUGGUGUUACCCCUGAAGCUCAAGAAAUUUUUAAUUCUCUUUCUAGAACUUUACCAUGCGAUUGGUCAGGUGAAAAUAUUAUAGUAUUAAAUGAAGUUAAAAUUUCAAGUCCAUAUAAUAUUGAAAAUUGUACAGGUCCAGAAAAUUGUAAAUCAAUUGAAAGAGUUAAAAAAGUUUUAGAAGCUGAAAGAAAAAAAUUAAAGAUUUAA